AAAAACUGCCGCUUUCAGCAUACUAUUCUUCGCUUUUUGUCCAACAAACGGACUUUGGACUCCGUCACAUUCUCAUUCUUCUUCUUCUUCUUCCCUCGCGGUGCGGUCACCGCCCUCCUCACUCCGACGACCGACGAAAGCCUCCUUUUUUCGCGAGUCCCGUCCUCCGCCUGCCCCUGGAGCGGUGAACUUACCGCGCCCCUUAAAAACUCCCCCUCCGGCCUGAAGCCCUAGGCCAUGUGAAACCUCUCAUCCUCGCCAAGAAGUUCGCGUCUGCUGUUCAACUUGCUCGUAGGGGGAGCUGAAUCGUCUAGGUUAUUUUGUGAGAUGGCUGACUCAGAUAAGAUCCCGAUGCUUUCAGACAAUUAUGUUAAAUCAAAAAAAUAUACUGCUAGGAGUGCAUCAAUGUCGUCACCAGUGAGUUCAUCUUAUGAAAGUGAUGAUGCUUUUAUAUCCCAUACCGGUCCUCUGCGCGGUGAAAGAUCCUCCCGUUUUAUACCUAUGAGUGGUCCUCUAUUUAUUGAUCAGAAACCUGAGGGUGCGGGACCUCAUCUUGGAAAACAACGUAGUAAACCAUUUGUGAUCGUGCCAGAAGAAAUGGGUGAGAGUGGCUGGAAGGACAGUGGCAGUGUAGGAAAACAUGAGCAUUUAUUGAAGUCAGGGCCACUGGGGUUAUGCAAUAACCCUGAUUGCACAACUUGUCCUGCAACCUAUAAAACCAAGCGGAGUACCUACAAAGGUUCACUUCAUCUAGAUGCUAAGCUUCGUAACAUUCUUUAUGGGGACUCUGAAGGAUGGAAAAGGAAGUUCAUUGCAUUUUUUAAUUCAUCUUUUCCUAUAAUGAAUCCACAUACCAAGGUUGUUCAGCAGUGGAACAAAUUCUUUGUUAUUUCUUGCUUGGUGGCAAUUUUCAUAGAUCCAUUAUUUUUCUACUUAUUUUCUGUACAAAAGUAUAACAAAUGCAUAGUGUUGAACUGGUCCUUGGCAACAUCAAUUGCAGUUGUGAGAAGUGUGACUGAUUUUAUUUACUUACUGCACAUAUUUCUUCAGUUCAGGCUGGCUUAUGUGGCUCCUGAAUCUAGAGUUGUCGGCGCAGGUGCUUUAGUUGAUCAGCCAAAGAAAAUUGCUGUUCAUUAUCUUCGUGGUUAUUUUCUACUUGAUCUAUUUGUUGUUCUGCCACUUCCUCAGGUCAUGAUAUUGGCUGUCAUACCAACUGCUUUUGGAUCAUCAGCAGCGAACUUUGCAAAAAGUCUAUUACGUGCUACCGUUCUUCUCCAAUAUGUACCAAGAAUUGUCAGAUUUUUACCCUUGCUUGCUGGGCAGUCAGCAAGUGGCUUCAUAUUUGAGUCUGCAUGGGCAAAUUUUGUCAUUAAUCUUCUUAUGUUUGUGUUGGCUGGGCACGUAGUAGGUUCAUGCUGGUACCUUUUUGGUUUACAGAGGGUAAAUAAAUGUCUACAAGACGCCUGUUCCAUGUCAAAUGUCUCAUUUUGUAAGGAGUUUAUAGACUGUGGAACCGGGGGUUAUGAUACCAGGUUUGAAUCAACACAUCAUUGGGACGAUUGGCGCAAUGAUAAUUCUUCUACUAAUUGCUUUGAUAUUGAUGCUGGUUUUGACUAUGGAAUUUAUGAACAAGCUGUUCUCUUAAGUACAAAACAUAGCAUCGUUACACGAUAUAUAUACUCUCUCUUUUGGGGUUUCCAGCAAAUCAGCACUUUAGCCGGUAACGUAGUUCCAAGUUAUUUUGAGUGGGAAGUUCUAUUCACUAUGGCUAUAGUUGGCCUGGGUUUGUUGCUAUUCGCCUUGCUCAUUGGCAAUAUGCAAAACUUUCUCCAAGCUCUUGGCAGGAGGAGACUGGAAAUGCAAUUAAGACGACGUGAUGUUGAACAAUGGAUGAGUCAUCGACGCUUACCAGAACGGUUGAGGAGGCAUGUGAGGCAAGCAGAAAGAUUUAGUUGGGCUGCCACUCGAGGUGUAGAUGAGGAACAGCUACUUGCAAACUUGCCAGAAGACUUACAAAGAGAGAUACGACGCCAUUUCUUUAAAUGUCUCAAACAAGUACGCAUUUUCACAUUGAUGGAUGAGCCCAUUAUAGAUGCCAUUUGUGAAAAGUUAAGGCAACAGUUCUACAUAAGAGGAAGCGACAUCCUUUAUCAAGGGGGUCCUGUUGAAAAAAUGGUGUUUAUAGUGAGGGGUAAAGUGGAAAGUAUUGGAGUGGAUGGGCAUAAAGCUCCUUUGUCAGAGGGAGAUGUUUGUGGUGAAGAGCUCUUGACGUGGUACCUUGAACACUCUUCAGUGCAUAAAGAUGGAGCAAAAGUUAGGUUCCCUGGACAUCGAUUAUUCUCUACAAGAACAGUAAAAUGUUUAACUAAUGUGGAAGCCUUUGCACUCCGAGCUGCUGACCUUGAAGAAGUUACUGUAUUAUUUGCAAGAUUCCUACGCAAUCCUCGUGUUCAGGGAGCAAUUAGGUAUGAAUCACCAUACUGGAGGAAUAUGGCAGCAGUCCGCAUUCAGGUUGCAUGGAAAUACAGACAGAAGAGGUUGAAGAGAAUUGAGAGCCACAAAAGUGGUUCAAGUCACUCAACUUCAUGCACUCGCCGUUAAUAAUUAGCUGCUUAGGUAUCAUGUAUAUACUUUAUGAGUUAUAUACGGAAGUAUAUUUUUGCCUUCUCGUAUUUUCUUAUGUAGUUUAGAUGGAGUACAUCCGCUUUUGUCGAGUCCUCUGGGGUCCUUGUAUUCAAAUAUCAUGGAAAAGUUAAAUUAUUGAGAUUUUGCUUGGAAUAAAAGAUGGAUGAGUAUUUUUACA
Molecule: messenger RNA, 2803 nt
Organism: Asparagus officinalis (garden asparagus)
Lineage: Eukaryota; Viridiplantae; Streptophyta; Magnoliopsida; Asparagales; Asparagaceae
Product: probable cyclic nucleotide-gated ion channel 20, chloroplastic
Exons: 14
Coding region: 328-2601 (757 amino acids)
Biological process (GO): transmembrane transport; monoatomic ion transport
Cellular component (GO): membrane
Molecular function (GO): monoatomic ion channel activity
Source: RefSeq, a predicted model, not a curated record